GCGUGGUGCUGUGCUGUCUCGCCCCUCUCUCUCUGUCUGAGCGUCACAGUUCUACGCUACAGUAGGUUGCUCUCUCUCCAUUCCUCCCAUCUGGCGGACUGACUGGCCCAUCGCAGUCGUCUCUCUGGUCGCCCUGAGCAGUCUGCCGACACACAGACCCCUGGCAGUGUGCUGAAACCUAGAGGGAUGGAGACAGACCCUGCCUUGGAGACAUGCACUGAGAGCAGAGCAGAGACAGGGGGAGAGGAGACACGAGAGGGACCUAUCACAAGGCCCAGCCCCCUGUCCCCCAAUAGGUCUACAGCUGCUCUCACUCCUACAGCACUCACCUCUACUCCCCCUCAGCUUACUUCCUCCUGCCCUCCUAAACUCACCCCUGCCCCCAAUCCCUCUUCUAGUACACUCAUCCUCACCCCUACAUUCACACCCUUUUCCUCCUCUACACCCACCCCCAAUCCACCUAAACUGACCCCCACCCCCUCAUCCCCCCCCACACUCACCCAUAAAACACCCCCUACCCUCACCUCUACAGUACUCAACCCCACCCCAACAUUUACACCUACUGCUCCCUCACUUACUCCCAACCCCCUCACCUCUAAAAUACUCACCCCCAGACUUACUCUCCCCACACUCACACCCACUCUACCUAUACUCAAGCAUUCCUCGUCUCCCUCCCCUACUAAACUCACUCACAAACCUGCUCCUCUCCCCCUCACUCCCCCACCCUCACCCCUACUGCCCCUCUACUCACCCACUCUCCCUCCCCUCCCUCCCCCACUGUAUCUGCCAUCCCUUCUCUGCCCCCCUCUGUAACCCAUGGCAAAAUGUCCUUUGCUCCUGGGUCUUCCUUCUUCCUGACCAAUGGGAAUGCAAGGCCACCCACCACGCCCACCUCUCCACCAAUCACGCCUUUCCAUACCCCAGCCAGCAGACAGGUUCCUCUUCCUCGCCCCCUGGGUACGCCCACUCUGGUGCAAGCAAAUCAGAGCAUCUCGCCUGUUAGACCGAGGGUAUCCCAGCAGGCCUUGCUCCUGGGUCGGAGUCCUUGUUCGAGCCGAGACCAGAUGCUGCUCAGGGCCCAGAUGCUGAUUUUCACCUCUACGGUACGGCCUGUCUCUUCCUCUUCCUCUCACCCUGCCUCCGCUCAGCUCCAGAGUCUAACCCUGCGCCCCUCUUCUCCCGGCACUCUCACAAUUCCCCCCUCUUUACGUCUCAAACCUCCCUACUCCUCCCUCUCUCCUAUCUCUCGUCCCCUUACACCCCUUUUCCCCCCUCUCCGGCCACGCACCCAGCCCAGUUCCAUGGCAACAGACAGACAGACCCCACCUACCCGGCGCCUCUCAGUCCCGCCUCCAACUCUCUACACUUCUGUGCGUUCUGUCCCUCUGAGACCCAGACUUCAUUCUCCAAACGGCCACAGAGUGGUGCCCUCGAGACACAGCCCCGCCAUGCGACCAUUUGCUGCUGCUGCUGCCCAUCAGGCCCUACCCAUCAGACAGUGUACAGUACCAGCCACCAGUCUGUCAUCUCAAAGCCCGCCCACACAGUCCACCCCUGGCCAAUCGCAGCUCAACUCAGGCUCUAGGCCCCUUCCCUUGGGUUCUUCCUGUUUUGAUCGGUUACCGCCGGCAUCAAGGCAGCUGCAAAUGAUUGCCCUCUCCGCUGGCUCCACCAGCCGCUUCAGCAGCCAAACACGGCCUGCAGCCAACACACACACCCCAGCUUCUGUCCAAUCAAAGUGCCUGGUUCUUGAGUCCCCACCUCCUCAGCUCGAUGCCCAACCACAGAGGACUUCUGACCACACCUCUCCCCCUCCCACCUCCUCCAUCCACAAAGCCAACUCACCCCUACCAUACCCCCAUUAUCAGGCCAGACACAUUCAGUCAAAAGGAGAAGUGGGUAGACAGGGAGUAAGGGAGGAGAGAGAGCGGGUGGGGGGAGAGGAAGAAAAGAUGGGGGAAAUUGAAGAGGGGCAGAGGGAUAAAGAGAGGGUGGCAGGAGAGAGAAAGGUAACAGGAGAGAAAAUAGGUAUUGUUGAGAAGAGAGCAGAGGGAGAGAAGGAGGACCAGAGAGAUAAAGAGGAGGACCAGAGAGAUGGAGAGAAGGAGGACCAGAGAGAUAGAGAGAAGGAGGACCAGAGAGAUAGAGAGAAGGAGGACCAGAGAGAUAGAGAGAAGGAGGACCAAAGAGAUAGAGAGAGGGUGGGAGAGAAGGGAUUGCUGACAAGAAAGGAGAAAGGAGAGGCUGGAGGAGAGGAAGAAUGGAUGGAGAGAGGUAAACAAUAUGAGAGACUGAGACUGAUGACAGGAAUAGAGGAGGACGGGGAGGAAAGGAUGAAGAUAGAGCGAGAGGAGCAGAGAGAAAGGAUGGAUGUAGAGGAGGAAGAGCCGGGACAGAAAGAUGCGAUGAAAGGAGAGAAGGAGGUGGGGACUACCACUGACGAGGACAGUCCGAUAGACCCUCACCCCAAUGCAGACCCGGCUACUCAGAAUCACAUACACUUUGAUGCCCCCUCACACACACCUCAUAACCCCACCACUCAGAACGACCACCCCCUCCCCUCAGGUUACUCCAUAGACCUCCAGAGACCAUUGGACUGUCCCAUAGAGCGACCCCCAGACCUACCCCACAAGGACCAAGAGGACUUCUGUGAGAACAUGUCCACUCAGUCUGACAACCACUCAGUCUUGUCCAGUCUCUCCUCUCAGUCUCCCCCUGCCUCACCCUGCCUCACCCCUCCAUCUGACUUCCCUCCUCCUCUCCUGCCUGUUAGCCCCUCCCACUCAGAGACCCUCAGCCUAUCACAGAGCCGUACUGAGACCCUUAGCCUAUCAGAGCGCGAGCCUUGGACACAGAGGGUGUGGCCAGAGGGCGGGAGGCGUGUCUUAACUCACCUGGUGGAGGGCUUCGUCAUACAAGAGGGUCUGCAGGCGUUCCCGGUGAACCGCUCAUCUCUGUUGUUGGGAGGGCAGGAGGGUGUCUCCCAGAAUGGGAACACAGAGGGAGCGGAGUUAUUACCAUUGACAGACACACCAGAGCCACCGGAACAUUCCAGCGAAUCAGAACGAGUGGGUGUGGCCACAGAUGACCCGCUGACAGGUACCAGAGAGAGACAGAGGGGGGUGUUACAGUGUGAGUCUUGUGGGAAGAGAGGCCAUGCCCACUCCUUCCACCGCUCCAAAAGAUACUGCUCCACUUCCUGUGCCCGCAGGCUUAAUGUAGGGAUGUCUAAACGUCUGCGUGCUCUGAGUGCAGGCAGCCAGCCAGAGGGGCGGCGCUCUGAGAUAAACAAGGAGGAGUCUGUUCCUGGGAAGCCCCUCUUACUGCGACUGCCCCGCGAAAUAUGGAGCGCCCAUCGCCGUGACUACGAAGGGGAAGAAGGGCAUGCUGUUCCCAUAACAACCAGGCUGGAGCGCAGAGCUGCACGGAGGGCAAGGAGGGCAUCAGAGCCAGCGAUGACCCCUAGUAACCCCACCGUGACCUCUACUGAACCCACACCUGCACAGUGGAGUGUAGAGCAAGUCUGGGACUUUAUACACACACUGCCAGGUUGUGUGGAUGUUGCAGAGGCGUUCCGUGUUCAGGAGAUAGACGGCCAGGCCCUGCUGCUGCUCACUGAGGACCACCUGAUGACCAGCAUGAACAUCAAACUGGGACCAGCGCUCAAGAUCUGUGCCCACAUCAACACACUCAGACACACAUAGAGAGGGAGAGAUGGAGGUGUGGUGGGACGGUGGGUGGAGGAGAAUAUAGAGAGGGGGAAAAAGGGAGGGGUGGUGGGACGGUCUAAGGCACUGCAUCACAGUGCUUGAGGCGUCACGACAGACCCGGGUUCGUUCCCAGGCUGUGUCACAACCGGCCUUUGACCGGGAGUCCAAUAGGGCGGCAAACAAUUGGCCCAGCAAUGUCCGGGUUAGGGGAGGGUUUGGCCGGCGGUGCUUUACUUGGCUCAUCGUGCUCUAGGGACUCCUUAUGGCGGGCCGAGCGCCUGCAAGCUGACUUCGGUAGUCAGUUGAACAGUGUUUUCUCCAACACAUUGGUGCAACUGGCUUCCAGGUUCAGCGGGCGGGUGUUAAGAAACGCGGUUUGGUGGGUCAUGUUUCGGAGGACGCAUGACUUGACCUUUGUCUCUCCCGAGCCCUUUUUGGAGUUGCAGCAAUGAGACAAGAUUGUAAUUGGAUAUCACGAAAUUGGGAAGAAAAGGGGGUAAAAAACGAAAGAAAAAGUGAGGGAAAAUAGUGAUUGAUAGACGGGAGAAAAGAGAGAGGCGAGCGGAGAAGGGGGGGAAACAAGAAAUCAAUUCAAGAGAUUAUCAACUGAGAGCAAUCAGUGAGAGAGGUAGGGGGAUUUUGUUAUAUUCUGUUGUGUCUAUGUACAUAUUUUACAAUGCAGUCUAUUAUUAUUGGUUGUAAAUCUUAAACAUUUUCAUGAAGGAUUGUAAUAUACAGUAUGUAUUUGUCUGUUUGGUGAUUAUUUUAGAAUGUGGUGUCACAUGAAAACUGUCAAAUCUGUUUUGAUUUUACACAGCUGAUACACAGAUUUUUUUGUAUCACUGUGUGGAAAAUAAGGUCUUAACUAAAGAAAUUAUUACGUUUUAUAUAUGAUCUAUAUGGUCUUGUUUGUCUCAUAACCAUGUCGUUUUGUGAGAUUUCUGAAUUUCUUUCUCUUAUCCUUCCUAUUCAAACUCUGUAAUAAAUUAAAUGAACUUUAUUGCCUGGG
This is a messenger RNA of Oncorhynchus keta (chum salmon), 4719 nucleotides long. RefSeq names its product protein PRRC2C-like. The record is from RefSeq and is a predicted model, not a curated record. The transcript is spliced from 12 exons. Gene Ontology annotation, cellular component: PRC1 complex; nucleus. Lineage: Eukaryota; Metazoa; Chordata; Actinopteri; Salmoniformes; Salmonidae. Gene Ontology annotation, molecular function: zinc ion binding; protein binding. Bases 825 to 3704 code for a protein of 959 amino acids.